AGAAGUCUAAAGUGAUUUAUCCACACCUCCCACGGCACACAGCGCCAGCACUCGGCGAGCGAGAGAGUGGUUACCUGGAUACGGCCAACUUAUUCCCGCCCGUUAAUGGACACGGGCUCAGUCGAGCGGGCGCAGCAGCUGGCGAAAGCACCGCGCGUGUUUGUGUGUCUAUUAACACAUGUAUUAAUUAAUUACUCACGCCGCGAGCUCCAAGGCGCUCCGCACGGCGACUCCCUCUUUAUUUCCUGCCUCCUCCCCCCUCCUUGACAGCUAUUCCGCCGGUCCUUAGCUCCCUCAGACCCUCCUUUCUGGAUACAAGCCGGGCAGCUUUUCCCGAAGUCCAACAACUUCCGACAAGAUCCCACAGGGCGGACAGAACAGGAGCCACCGAGAUGGGCCGCUACUGAGAGAGGCUACUCCUGCGCCGCGGUUCGAUGGAGAGCUUACCUGGACCACCACAGGCCACCUGGAUGGCCCCGUCCCUGUCGGAGGCCCGGGCCAGCGUCCCGCCCUCCCUCUUGCCCCCACCCACGGGCGACGCCCUCCUCUCCGGCCUGGCCCUGGGCGAGCUCUUCCAGAACGGGAGCCUCCCCAACAGCACAGGGGAGGGGGAGGGGGAGGGGGCGGGGCCGGGCGUGGCCGGGGUGCUGAUCCCCCUCAUCUACUUCACGGUGUGCAUCAUCGGGCUGGGGGGCAACACGCUGGUCAUCCACAUCGUCCUGCGCUACUCCAAGACCGAGUCGGUGACCAACAUCUACAUCCUGAACCUGGCCAUCGCCGACGAGCUCUUCAUGCUGGGGCUGCCCUUCCUGGCCGUGCAGAACGCCCUCUCCUUCUGGCCCUUCGGCUCCUUCAUGUGCCGGCUGGUGAUGACCGUGGACGGCAUCAACCAGUUCACCAGCAUCUUCUGCCUGACGGUGAUGAGCAUCGACCGCUACCUGGCCGUGGUGCACCCCAUCCGCUCCUGCAGGUGGCGGAAGCCCCAGGUGGCCAAGGCCGUCAACGGGACCGUGUGGGCCGUCUCCUUCGUCGUGGUCCUGCCCGUCGUGAUCUUCGCCGACGUGCCCCGGGGCGGCGGCAUCUGCAACAUCGACUGGCCCCAGCCGGCGGAGGUGUGGAGGGCCGCCUUCAUCAUCUACACCUCCACCCUGGGCUUCUUCGGGCCCCUGCUGGUCAUCUGCCUGUGCUACCUGCUGAUCGUGGUGAAGGUGCGCAGCUCGGGCAAGAAGGUGCGGGCCACCUCCACCAAGCGCAAGAAGUCCGAGCGCAAGGUGACCCGCAUGGUGGUCAUCGUGGUGGCCGUCUUCGUCUUCUGCUGGCUGCCCUUCUACGCCCUGAACAUCAUCAACCUGGUGGUGGCCUUGCCCGAGGAGCCCAAGGGCGUCUACUUCUUCGUGGUGGUCCUCUCCUACGCCAACAGCUGCGCCAACCCCAUCGUCUACGGCUUCCUGUCGGACAACUUCAAGAGGGGCUUCCGCAAGACCCUGUGCCGCUCCUCCCGGAAAGUCGAGAGCCAGGAGCAGCUGGCGGCCCACCGGCUGCAGCCGGGGCAGCUGGGGCAGCCGGGGCAGCUGGGGCAGCAACAGCAGCCGCCGCCACCGCGGCGGCAGGGGCAGCAAGAGGAGGAGGAAGAGGAGAGGAGGAGGAGGAGGAGGCAGCGGGCGCUGGAGCCCAGGGACGUCUUGAGGAGGAGGAGGGGGAGGGGGACCGAGGAGGAGGAGGAGGACGAUGACGACGACGACGAGGCGGAGGAGGAGGAGGAGGACGGGGAGGCCACCGAGAUGACCGAGAUCUGCCACAUUGCUCAGAAUGGCAACGGGCAGCCCGAGGCGGCCCGGGCCCUCUUCCUGCCCAAAGGGCAGAGGUCGGGGACGUCCACCGUCUCCCCAACCUCCCGGAACCCCAGGAAAGCCGCCGAGCCCAACGGGAAGACGCCGGACUCGGGCACGGCGCCGGCCCCGGCCCCCUGCCUGCUCAACGGCGCCACCAACGGCAGCAUGAAGCCCUUACCCGAGGAGCCUGGGGAGAAGAACACCUUGCUGGAGAUCAGCUACCUGUGACCCUUAGGCAGCCGUGACAGAGACCUGGGGCCAGGAUUCCCGCCGCGGUACAGCCUGCAGCGAGCAGAGGUUGGAUCCCCACCCCGAUCCGACCUCUUUUCCAACUAAAUCCUCCAUGAAGUACCCCGCGGGAUUCCUGCGUCAGCCUCCGCGGCACCAGGACACUGCCCGACGCAGCCCAGCGGCGGUCAGCUGGUGUCUAAAAUCCACCUGUGCUUUCUCGUAGACCCCGAACGAAGUUUUCUCCAACCGUUACUACUGCAAGUGCCACCUCCAUUUUGACAUCCGCACAGCGUAGGCCACGUCUAAAAGACGCGGUCGAGGGAGGGAGGAGCUGCGGCCCGUGGUCCCGCGGUAUGCGCGUUCAUCGACGAUGCAACGAGGGGAGCACCGAAGCAGGAAUCCUCCGGGGGGAAAAGGAUUACACCAGUGCAGACGGAAAACCCAGAGGAGGGCACGACUCCGCGGCGAGGUUUUGAAAAUGGCAGAAGCUUGCGGGGCUCAGGUCCUGCCAAUAAUAGGGCACACGAGGAAAGAGUUGGAAAGAGCCUGCGAAGGGGACUGGGUUAUUACAGAGCUGCCUCCUCAAUACAGGUCCGCUCGCCUCCGGUUCAUUACUUCAUUGAAUCAGUUACUCACCUAACGAACCGGCUGAACCAAUUACUGCCUGAAGAGAAAACCAGCUGCGUGGGGCUGCAUGCUGGGAAGCCGGCCAGUGCUGCAGCCUCACGGCUCUGGUUUCCUGGGUUCGACUACAGUCAGGGGCGCCUCUUCCGUGCAGGAGUUUCCCCUGCAUUUCUCUGGGGUCCCUCCUCCUGCCCGGGUGUCCCCCAGCUCCUCCAGAUGGGCUGCCCAAGCUGAUUGAGGUCUCCAAGUGCCCGUGAGAGAAGGGGAUCCCAUCCGAGGGAUUUCAGACAGAAGCUUGUUUUCUGCGGAAAAUGUGCUCCACCACGAGUAAAAUGAACUUCGGAACUGUAAAAUAUUCUGUUCCCACGCACAGCAACACCUGAGCCAAUGUAGUCGUCCAGUCAUCCAGGCAGGUGGAGGGACUGGUGCUGCGGGUUUUCCAACCUCCUGGAACUGAGCUGUGCAAGCCCCUGCUCCACAACAGUCAGCGUCCUCUUCGACCGAUUCCACGGAGAAUAUCCCCAUUGAAACAACUCGCCGUGCUCAAUGAGCGCAGGCGGACAGCGCGACACAUACCCACGAUCCCAAGCUUGACUCUUCCCCCCCAA
Messenger RNA from Lepisosteus oculatus (spotted gar), 3295 nucleotides. Its product is annotated as somatostatin receptor type 5. Gene Ontology annotation, biological process: neuropeptide signaling pathway. NCBI's taxonomy places the organism in Eukaryota, Metazoa, Chordata, Actinopteri, Semionotiformes, Lepisosteidae. The record is from RefSeq and is a predicted model, not a curated record. Gene Ontology annotation, cellular component: plasma membrane; neuron projection. Gene Ontology annotation, molecular function: somatostatin receptor activity; neuropeptide binding.